GGAGGGGGGGAAAUUAAAUACAAGGGGCAAUUCGCAAAACUUAGAGUGCAGAUAAUAGCUAUGUUGUUGGGCUUGGAGACUUUGGCUUUCCAGCAAUCAAGGCCACAACAAGAACAAGUAAAGCUAAGGCAGAGCUAGAAGAAGUUCUUCUUGGGUGGCUGGUUUCUCCACUGAGGGAAAGGGGUUAAACCCAGUGUCUAAUAAAAGCUAAAUCAGUGGUAUCAGCCUCAGAGAGAGAGAGAGAGAGAGAGAGAGAGAGAGAGAGAGAGAGCAAACUUUCCAAGGGAAAUUGGACUUCCAGACUUUGACUUCCUCAAGUGUGCUUCUAAUAUUGACAAGAAGAUCAGCAACUUGGUUUGCUUCUCGAAAUACAUUGUUGAUGCACAGAUAAGAGCAAUCCUACCAGGGGGGCAAAAGAGAAGGUUUACAGAAGCUGGAGUCCGUUGCUGCGCCAGGUAAUGUGACCCUCACUUUCUCUCCACCAAAUGGCUAGCUGGAGGCGGAAUUCGAGAAGAUAGGCGGAGAUCGAGAUAGGGCCGAGGCGGAGACCCAGAUCUCUCCCCGGGGAUCAUGGUCGCAGCCAUCCGCGCCGCCGCCGCCUCUCCGACGACCACCGCUGCCCAUAUCCCUAAAAGCCCCUCCCACCCCGACGAUCCCCACAACCCCGUCCGCCCCCCUCUCAACCCCUCCGAGAAGGACAAUGCCGCCCGCCGGCCCCGCACCAAAGGGAUCUCUUCUCGCUACCUCUCCUCCCAUUGUUCUUCUUCUUCUUCUUCUUCGUUUACUACUACCUCUACCUCCUAUUCUUCUUCCAAUUCCUAUUCUUCUUCGAGCUCUUCUUCCAGCUCCCGGCGCUUCCCAUCGCCGCUGCUGGCCUCCCGGCCCUCCACGCCUCCGGCAUUGGUGUCGGGGCCCGCCCAGAAGAGAUCCCAGUCCGUCGAUCGGAGCCGCCCCUCCACCCCCCGCCCCGCCUCCGCCGAGCCCUCCGCCGCUGCCCGGGCCCUCUGCACCACCACCCGAAGCCUCUCCGUCUCCUUCCAGGGGGAGUCCUUCUUCUACCAGACCAGCCGCGCCAAGGCCACCUCCCCCAGCCCCGCCCGCAAGCCCACCCCGGAGCGCCGGAGGGCCAGCCCAGCCGCCGCUACACCGGCCAGGGCUGGCAACCAGUCGGAGAACUCCCGGACCUUUGAGAACCACCACCGCUGGCCGGCUGCCAGAACCCGGCAGUCGAAUCCCUUGAUGAGGAGCUUGGACUGCAAUUUGGAAAGAAAAGGUUCUAUCUUGGCAACCGUCCAUCUGCUACAGCAGUCGAUGGUGUUCGACGAUGGCACGCGCCGUGCAUCCUUUGAUGGGGGCGAUUUCUCAGCAUCAUCGGACACUGAUAGUGUGUCCUCCGGGAGCAAUUCAGGGGCGCAGGAGCUCAGCGUGCCCCCACGGGCACAGGUCACUCCCCGUGGAAUUAGUGUGCCUGCAAGGUUCUGGCAGGAGACCAACAGCAGGCUACGCCGGCUGCCGGAGCCAGGUGUACCACUAUCAUCAUCAGGCUCGAGGACUGGAAGGUCGCUGCCUAAGCCCGGGUUGGUGAAGAAGUCAUUGGUGGACAGCCCUUUGUCAUCUCCUCGGUCGGUUUCUUCUCCACUCCGUGGACCCAUGAGGCCAUCUUCUCCAAGUAAGAUUGCAGCUUCUCCAUCAAGGGGAAUGGCCAGCCCUUUGCAAGCGAGGAACAAUGCAUCAGUGCGCUCCUCUCCAAUUGGUCAGCCGGGCAAUGCACCUUCAAUUAUAAGCUUUGCAGCAGAAGUGAGGAGGGCAAAGAAAGGGGAGAACCGGAUUGAGGAAGCACACAUGCUGAGGCUGUUCCAUAAUCAGCACUUGCAAUGGCGUUGGGUGAAUGCAAGGGCCAAUGGUGCGCUCCUGGUACAGAGACUGACUGCGGAGAAAAAUCUGUAUAAUGCAUGGACAACUACAUCAGAGUUGCGUGAUUCUGUCACUAUUAAAAGGAUCAAGCUACAGCUUCUGAAACAAAAUCUAAAACUAACUUCUAUUCUUAAGGGGCAAAUGACCUAUUUGGAGGAGUGGUCUCUUUUGGAUAGAGAUCAUUCUAAUGCUUUAUUAGGAGCUAUUGAAGCGUUGAAGGCUAGCACGCUCCGUCUUCCUAUUGUUGGAGGAGCAAAGGCAGACAUCCAAGAAGUGAAAGAUGCUGUUGAUUCAGCAGUUGAUAUGAUGCAGGCAAUGGGAUCCUCAAUAUGUUCUCUAUUGUCAAAGGUAGAAGGGAUGAGUUCCUUGGUAUCGGAACUUGCUAAAAUGGCAGCUCAAGAGCAAGCAUUACUGGAUCAAUCCAGAGAUUUCUUGUCCAUGGUUGCAGCUACGCACGUGAGACAAUGCAGCCUGCAAGGACACAUAUUGCAACUAAAACGGAAACCCAACUAGAUGAAAUUGUAGAGCCCGAUUCUGUUUCUGCCUUUGUGAUCACUAACAUCACUGCUCCCUCUUCUUUUUCUAACUGGAGAUUGUGCCAAUAAUAAUAAGGCAUGGUGGUUUGUUGGGUGCGAAGCGAGUGCUGUAAAUCUGCUGUUGAUCUCACUUAGGGUGGUUGAUUCAUGUAUCUUUGUAUGCAUAUUACCACAGGAAUGGCCUUUUCCCUUGCAGGAUAUACAUUAGCUGUAUACAGAAUACUUCUCUUAUGCUGAUCAAAGGAAAGCUUUUGUAUGUAUGUAAUGCUUUCUUGUAUCUUUUUUUGUUUAGGAAGAAGAAAUAUCAACAUUUUCUUUAUCAAAAUGUCCUUUGUAUCUUAUCCCUCCGUUGGUAUAUAGUAUGGUUGUUCGAAGACCUAGACAGAAAAAAUGCAAACAUUGUUUGUGUUGCUUUGGUGGUAUUCCACUGUGGGCAUUGCACUUGUCAAGAACGAUACCUCUUUCUGUCACGAUAUGAGUGGCAAAAUUAA
Molecule: messenger RNA, 2941 nt
Organism: Phoenix dactylifera (date palm)
Lineage: Eukaryota; Viridiplantae; Streptophyta; Magnoliopsida; Arecales; Arecaceae
Source: RefSeq, a predicted model, not a curated record